AUGAGUUCCAGGCUGCUUCCAGAGAUACAAAAAACUCUUUUCUGUAAGAAGCUCCUGGCUGCAGCGCUGUGUGUGCUGGUGGUGCUGCCGGAGCCGGGCAGUGCCAGGAGCCUGUGGAAACGCGCUCUGCUGAAAAUGACGGAGAAAUACGAUGAUUAUGAGUACCCUCUUCAUUCUCACAGCUCCCAGCAGCAGCAGAAGAGCGACCGGUGCCCGCCGCCGCCGCAGAGCCUGCCGGAGCGCGCCUGCGAGGUGCCCAGCUGCCGCUCCGACGCCGAGUGCCAGCGCCACAAGCGCUGCUGCUACAACGGCUGCAUCUACGCCUGCCUCGAGUCCGUGCAGCCCCCGCCAGUCCUGGACUGGCUGGUUCAGCCCAAGCCCCGCUGGCUGGGAGGCAAUGGGUGGCUUUUGGAUGGCCCAGAGGAAGUCUUACAAGCUGAGGCCUGCAGCACCACAGAGGACGGGGACGAGCCCCUGCACUGCCCCACAGGCUACGAGUGCCACAUCAUCAACCCGGGCAACACGGCCGAGGGCAUCCCCAACAGGGGCCAGUGCAUCAAGCUCCGGGGAAACCCAGAUGGACACAACCUGAGGCAUAAGUAUUACAAGGAAUAUAUUGGGAGCAACUCCAACAAUUUGGUUGGCUAUGUGAAAAACCAGCAGAAGCAUUUGGGCUAAUUGAAGGUGUGCCUGGCUGGACCCCUCUGUCAAGGAAUGCUUUACCCAGCAGCUUUCUGGUCCCAGAUCUCCACAUCUCCAGCACCCCCUGGUCCCUGUCCAUCACUGACAGAAAAAUUCAUUAUCCAAAGAAAAGUCCAGGUUUUAACCCCACCAGGAAGGGGAGAAAUGUGAUCCCCUGAAGGAAACCACACUGCUUAUCAGCUGCCCUUCUACAAAUGAAAUGCAAACACCUCCAAGGGAUCCCUGUAAGCCACAGUGCCAUGAUCAGGCUGCUGACACAGAGCCAGCCCUUCGUGUGCUUGUUGUGUGACCAAUUCAGAUUUCAGGCCUGUGAACACAACCCAGUGACGUCAGAAUUCUACCUAAAUAUCAUCUCUAAGUUGCUUUAAAAUAGGUGAGACUAAAGAGGUUCUCUGGAUCAAAUCCAGCGCCUGCCUGUCUGGAACAACCCCUUUAAAGAAGCCUUU
Melozone crissalis (California towhee) is the source of this 1148-nucleotide messenger RNA. It is a transcript of the gene WFDC1, whose product is annotated as WAP four-disulfide core domain 1. Gene Ontology annotation, biological process: regulation of cell growth. NCBI's taxonomy places the organism in Eukaryota, Metazoa, Chordata, Aves, Passeriformes, Passerellidae. The transcript has 7 exons. Bases 1 to 678 code for a protein of 225 amino acids. Gene Ontology annotation, molecular function: peptidase inhibitor activity. The record is from RefSeq and is a predicted model, not a curated record. Gene Ontology annotation, cellular component: extracellular region.